This is a messenger RNA of Grammomys surdaster, 1374 nucleotides long. RefSeq names its product G protein-coupled receptor 135 (gene Gpr135). Gene Ontology annotation, cellular component: membrane. Gene Ontology annotation, biological process: G protein-coupled receptor signaling pathway. The transcript has a single exon. Lineage: Eukaryota; Metazoa; Chordata; Mammalia; Rodentia; Muridae. Gene Ontology annotation, molecular function: G protein-coupled receptor activity. Bases 1 to 1374 code for a protein of 457 amino acids. The record is from RefSeq and is a predicted model, not a curated record.
AUGGAGGAACAGGCGCGGCCACCGGGUCGCCCGGCGGCGAGUGCAGGCUUGCCAGGUAGCGCGCAUCCAGGAGGGGCCGCUUCCACGGCCACCGCGGCUGCGCUGUCGUUCAGCUCUGUAGCCACGGUAACGCUGGGAAACCAGAGCGAUGCGGGCAGGUCGGAGGCUCCGGAGUCUCGGGGACCAGCACCGCUGCUAUGGCACGGAGCAGCGGUGGCCGCCCAGGCGCUCGUGCUCCUGCUCAUCUUUUUGCUGUCUAGCCUGGGCAACUGUGCAGUGAUGGGGGUGAUCGUGAAGCAUCGGCAGCUGCGCACGGUCACCAACGCCUUCAUCCUGUCGCUGUCCCUGUCGGACCUGCUCACCGCGCUGCUCUGCCUACCCGCCGCCUUCCUCGACCUAUUCGCGCCGCCGGGGGACUCGGGGCCCUGGCGCAGCUUCUGCGCGGCCAGCCGCUUCUUCAGUUCGUGUUUCGGCAUCGUGUCCACGUUCAGCGUGGCGCUCAUCUCGCUGGACCGCUACUGCGCCAUCGUGCGGCCACCGAGGGACAAGCUGGGCCGGCGGCGCGCGCUGCAGCUGCUGGCCGGCGCGUGGCUGGCUGCGCUCGGCUUCUCCCUGCCCUGGGAACUGCUCGGGGCACCCCGGGAGCCCCCCUCUCCGCAGAGCUUCCACCGCUGCCUUUACAGAACCUCCCCAGACCCUGCGCAGCUGGGCGCCGCCUACAGCGUGGGGUUGGUGGUGGCUUGCUACCUGCUGCCCUUCCUGCUGAUGUGUUUCUGCCGCUACCACAUCUGCAAGACCGUGCGUCUGUCGGAUGUUCGCGUGCGGCCGAUGACCACCUAUGCACGCGUGCUGCGCUUCUUCAGCGAGGUGCGCACGGCCACCACCGUGCUCAUCAUGAUUGUUUUCGUCAUCUGCUGCUGGGGCCCCUACUGCUUCCUGGUGCUGCUGGCUGCGACCCGGCAGGGUCAGGCCACGCAGGCUCCCUCGCUGCUCAAUGUAGCAGCUGUUUGGCUGACUUGGGCCAAUGGGGCUAUCAACCCGGUCAUAUAUGCCAUCCGCAACCCCAACAUUUCCAUGCUCCUAGGACGCAACCGCGAAGAGGGGUACAGGACUAGAAACAUGGAUGCUUUUUUGCCUAGCCAAGGCCUAGGUUUUCAGGCCAGAAGUCGCAAUCGCCUUCGAAAUGGCUGUGCCAACAGGCUUGGGGCUUGUAGCAGGAUGCCUUCUUCCAAUCCAGCUAGUGGGUCAGGAGGGGAAGUGGUCAUGUGGGCUCGAAAAAACCCAGUUGUACUCUUCUUCCGUGAGGGUCCACCAGACUCAGUUAUGGCAGUCGGCAAACAGCACAAAUCUGAAACCGGGGACAGUAGCAUCUAA